This is a messenger RNA of Drosophila rhopaloa, 4901 nucleotides long. RefSeq names its product regulator of G-protein signaling 17 (gene Dhit). The record is from RefSeq and is a predicted model, not a curated record. Lineage: Eukaryota; Metazoa; Arthropoda; Insecta; Diptera; Drosophilidae.
AAAACAAAAUGCAACUCUGUCCAACGUUUUUGAAUUCAGGCCCCAAAGCUUUUGGGGGGAAUUCCAGCAGAGCAAAGAGUCCCGAGCUUUAUUCUCUUCGCCCGACUCGCGCACAUGCUUUUUUUGCUCCCAAUCUCUCUCUAUCCCUCUCUCCUGUGUGUACCAGGAAUUCUAACUGUAUAGCCAUGCCACGGAGCUUUUCGCUCAGCCCACCUUUGGAGCCCCUUGCCUCCCACUUUCCACUCGCCAUUAUCUUGGAUUCUCGGGAGGAGCGCGCGCAUUGGAAAAUCAAGAGCUGGCGAGACGGCACUGCUUGGAAAUCAGUCGCCUGUCUUUGCCCGAGCGGAGAGAAUCUCGAAUCGCUCGAACCGACUUGUCGAGGAUUUUGGCUUCUGGGUGCUGAGCAGCCGAAAUCGCAGAGCGCAGAAAUCGAAUGGGAAAAAGCGCUGCCAUAGCGGGGGCCCCGAGAACGAAGGAAUUUAAUAAAAUAUGGCCGAGGGCGAGAUGUGAAAAUGGAAAUGUGAAAAUGCCAGUCCAGGCCAUCGAGUGACCACGAAAAUUGCAGUUCCCCCUAUUCGUAAUUCCACAAAAAAAAAACCAAAAAAUAAAAAAAAAACGAAAUCAAAGCAAGAGCAAAACAUUUUCGGGGCGAAAUAUACACAUUUCGAUUUCAAUUCUAGUGGCAAAAAUUCGUAUGUACUCGUCGGUUGCUCCUCAAAAACAUACAUACACACUAAACGCGUCCCCCUUUUCCGCCCACCCGAUUCGCCCAAAUCCUCAAAGAAAAUACGUGUGUGUUUGAGUGAAAAUAUGAACGGAAGCGCUGGCAAAACAAUAAAAAAAAUUAUAUAGAUAGCUAGAUUAAGGCAAUGGUCAACAAAGGAACAAGAGCAGCUGAUUUGUGACAAGUGCAACGACCAACAAAAAUCGAAGUUUCAAGUGCAAUUAGCUGCCUACAUGUUGCAGCUGUUGCAGCAACAUCAUUGCAAGUGGAGAAAAUCACGCAUACGCCCCAUCCGCCCUUAGGGCCAAACAAUGCGCUCCACUUAGCCAAGUUGCGUGUCAAACACACACACUGUGUAUGUGUAUAUCGGUGUAAUGACUAGCCCAAGAAAUAAAUAAAGGCCAGAACAACAACUACGGGGGCAGCUCCAGCUGCUCAUAGAUUUCGUAACGCUUGUGAAAUGUGCCCCUUGGUGCACGGGGCCAUUGAAUCGCUAGAUUUUCGCCCAUAAAUCCAGAGCGGAAUAUGUAAAUGCCGUAGGCGCCACCACCCGCGCACCACCAACUCACAAACAGAACGCUCGCACCAACCCUCCUAGAACCCAGAACCCAAAACCCACGCGAAAUCAGGAUCCUUGAUAGGGAUAACUACUCGAAUGGUUAUCUAAAAAAUCGAAAAGAAUUUCAGCAAUUUUUGGCCAUGUAAAAUCGUCGAAGGAAAAGCUGAGGAAAACAUAAAACAAAACGAAAACUAAAGCUAAAACUAAAACCAAGAGCAGCAGGCGAGAGAGGGAAAGAGCGCCAGAGAGUGGGAACUUUCGAUAAAAAAUUAUUAGCAAAAACAUAAAUACGUAACGGCCUCGUUCUCCCUUGCCUUUCCUCUAAGGAAAUCCGAGCAAGAGAAGCCGAAUCGAAGAAAAGAGCACGAGAGCGAGCGGGUGAGUGGGUAGGUCAGUGGCAGUGGGCGGUCCGCCAGCUGGGGCACCAGCACCACCAUCACCACCCACCUCCACCUCCACAUCCAUCCCCACCACCAUCACCAUCACCACCGCCAGCGUCAACCUCAACUUUCAAAGGGCAGGUAGCGGCAUGUCCUGCACCGUUUCGGAGCUGCCCAGUGGCUGUCGAUUGCGCGGCAUGACUGCAUCCUCACAGCAAAGUGCUGCCAACAAUAGUGGCAACAAUGGAAACGGCAACGGGGGGGGCGGCGGAGGGGCGUCAGGGGGCGGCGGAGGGGGUGGCAGCAUGGGCGGAGUAUCGCCCACGGUGGGCGGCAGCGUGGGAGUCGGCUCCACGGCCAACGUCCUCCAGGAGUCCAAUGCGGCCACGUUGCAGCGGCCCCAGUCGCAGAAGCCGUGCUGCUUCUGCUGGUGCUGCUGCUGCUCCUGCUCCUGGGGCAAAUGUCUGGCCAUCAAGAAUGCCGAUGAAAAUGCGCCCACGAAGCGAGAUCUCGUCAAUGCCGAGUUCCUAGAUGGCGAACAACCCACACUGGAGGAAAUCCGCAGCUGGGGAAAGAGCUUUGAUAAGCUGAUGAAGAGCACAGCUGGUCGAAAGGUGUUCCAGAACUUCCUGCGCAGCGAGUUCAGCGAGGAGAACAUCCUGUUCUGGCUGGCCUGCGAGGACCUCAAGAAGGAGAGCAGCGCGGAGCUGGUGGAGGAGAAGGCGCGCCUCAUCUACGAGGACUACAUCUCGAUCCUGUCGCCCAGGGAGGUGUCGCUGGAUUCGCGGGUCCGCGAGAUCGUCAACCGGAACAUGAUCGAGCCCACGACGCACACCUUCGACGAAGCUCAAAUCCAGAUCUACACACUGAUGCACAGAGACUCAUAUCCGAGAUUCCUAAACUCGCAAAAGUUCAAGACACUCGCUCAACUGCAAGACAACUCGAAUGCCGGCUCCAAGGCGGAUAGUCCCACUUAGAGAGGAUCGCAUUGGGCAUUGGAUCCCGGACCGGAUUUGGAUCCCAUUCAGUUGCGCUGUGUUGACUUCCAUUGUUGCUCUCCGUUUGUAUUUCUCUGGGAUUCCGCCCCGCCGCUGCAGCAAUCGACUAAGCAAUAUGUAUCCAUUAGUAGAACCAUUUAAGCGUUUUGCGAGCAGCCCCGAAUUCCCAAAUCUUUGGAUCCUCGGAGGGGCGGAGGAGUCAGACGAUAUGCAUUAUGCGGGAAAAGGAUUCCUUCUCUGCCUACGUUCUAGUCGUUAACAAACCAAAAGGUCAAGCACAUACACUAAGAAGCUGGUUCGACCACAGAAAGCAUUUUCCAAAAAACCCAAAAAAAAAAACAACCAGAAAGCUAAUACGAAACGAGCGACACAAAUAGCAUCUAUUGUAAUACUAGUGAUCUAAGAGACGUAUUAAUCAAAUUGCAACAAAGAUUACGGAACCGGCUAACCGAUAAGUUAAUUUAAACGUAAUCAUAAACCGCAACGUAACAAAAAUACUUUUUCCAAAAAAAUAACAAAAAAAACAUAAAACAAAAAAAUCUUUUUAAACGUAUUACAUAAAUUUAUAAAAUUAUAUAUAAACACCAGCAUAUAUAUAUAUAUAUAUAUAUAUAUAUAUCCGGAUAUAUAGAGACAUUUAACUUGACUAGUUUUGAAAUCGUUUUAGGUCAUACGAGUAAUGACAUCGAAGCAUUUUGUAAAUACCACAGCAGACGGCAACACUUUCUACUUUCUUAUGAAAAACCAAUGAGGAUCAAGUCCUUUCUUAAGCAAAUCUUACAAAGCCCCAUCUUGAGCUGUACUUUGAGCCAGACCAGAACAGACCAUAUUCCCUAGAAGUCUUACCCAAAACCGAAACCGAAACAAACUCAUAACUAACUUGUACUAUAUUAUUUCGAUGUCGAGCUGAUUUCCAAGUCGAAAGAAGAACGUUUCGCAAUAUCACUGCCAACAAAAAAAUCAGAACUUCGCAAGAGAUAUAUCCUCUCAUAAUGUAUUAUGCAAUUGUUUUUCUAGAGAAGCGGAAGUUCCAAGAGUUUCCCGUACAUUACCCCGAUUCUUCAUUGAAAAAUAUAUAUUCAAAAACAGUAUUAUAAAUAACAACAAAAAAAAAACAAGCGAAACACAAAAGUAUGGUUACAUUUAAAUUUUAGCAAAAAAGUUGUCGAAAUAAAAAACAAAGAACGUUAAAAAAAAAUUAACAAAAACAAAAAGUUUAUAAGUCAAAACACAGAACAAGCAGGAGGACUUUCGGUUCGAGUCCUGGCAAAAAGUUAACAAUGUAUUUUCGAUCUUAAGUUGGUUUCCUUUAACCUUAGGUUGUCUGUGUUCGAGGCACAAUAUUUUAAAGUACAAGAUUCAUGUUUGUACCUUUGUUGCGGGGAGCAGGGAAUGUAUUUUCGUAGCUAGUUGGUGUGCCUAGUUUUAAUGCAUCUAUCGACACCAAUUCACACCCAUCACACACUGAGAUUAACAAGUACAGAAACACAAACACUGACUUUUCUAGCAUUUAAGCACCUUCCAGUUCUCCCUUAAAGAACAUUUACAAUUUAUUUUUUGCAAAUCAGAAUAUUUAUGGUCAAAGUUAAAGGUAAUUUGCUUUUGAAAUGUCCGAGAUUUUUGGACACACCCACAUAAGUUCCUAUGUUUUCUACAACAGUUGUGACCCGUUUCAAGAUCCGAUUUCCGAACCAAACCAAUCACAUUAGCACUUCUCCGUUCAGUCCUUAAACACUUGACUUUUACGCGUCACUCAGGCUGCUACUUGGAAUUGAGGGUUCGACAACCGCUUUUGCAUUACAACAAUGUCAGUUUCCAUGGUUUGUUAAAUUAAUUUUAGGCAAUCAGGUUAGGCACAAUGUCCUGGCUAAAAGGGACGCGCGGAGGGAGGGAAUGUUUGAUUGUGAAUGUUUCUCUUCGGUUUCUUACUUUGCAGCAUGGACAGAUAUAAGACUUUUUGAACAAAAAACAAAUAUAUAAGUACAUUUAAUACGAUUGUUGUUUGUUUAGUUUUAUACACCGCCACACUCGCACACACAAAACACACGCACACACCGAUACAUGCAUAUAUAUACUACUUAGCGGUAUAUGUACAAAAAACGUAAUCAAGUUUCGACCAGUUAAAAACCAUAAAUUAAAUUUAUUACAAAAAAAUCAACUAAUGAGUAAACGCAAAAACGGCAAAAUCAAUAAAUACAAAAUGGAUUAAACUAAGCCUAAAUUUAGUUUUAAACAUUUAA